Catharus ustulatus (Swainson's thrush) is the source of this 6821-nucleotide messenger RNA. RefSeq names its product spindle apparatus coiled-coil protein 1 (gene SPDL1). Gene Ontology annotation, molecular function: kinetochore binding. The transcript has 12 exons. The coding region runs from base 413 to 2293 and encodes 626 amino acids. Gene Ontology annotation, biological process: mitotic metaphase chromosome alignment; protein localization to kinetochore; establishment of mitotic spindle orientation. The record is from RefSeq and is a predicted model, not a curated record. Gene Ontology annotation, cellular component: spindle pole; outer kinetochore. Lineage: Eukaryota; Metazoa; Chordata; Aves; Passeriformes; Turdidae.
AACGGGGUUUGCGCUCCGUGGAGCUGCUGCCAGCGCCGGCCCCCGUUCCCUGCUCCGGGUGGCGCCGUUUGCUGCCCACAGCCGCUGGUGGAGCGGGGAUGCCCCUCCCCGCCGCCCUCGGGGGCUGUGGGAUUCAGCCCGGUCACCGGGCUCGGAAGGAGGGGACAGCGGGGACAUGGUGCUGGUGACACAGCGCUCUGGGCUGGCUGAACGGUGAGGCUGUGGUGUGAUAUCUGUGUGUUCUCUGUAGUGCUGGCCCACCCAAGAAGCUGUUUGUGGAAGGCGAUCACCUCCGGAGGUUUUUCAGCCUGAGUGCGGCGUGGUGGGCGCAGAUAUGCACUUGUGUGGAGUGCAAGAUUAAGGUCAAGAAAUACUUCAAUGGGCUUCUGGAGUGUUGAAUAAAAAAAGAAAAAUGGAGGCAGAGACCAUUUUAAGUCUUAAACAGCAACUCAAGGAAGCAGAGAACGAGCGAAGGAAGGCAGCACAAUAUGGUUUGCAUUUACUGGAGUCCCAGAGUGAGGUUCAAAAUCAGCUGGAUCAAACACGCCGUGAAUUGACUGAGAAUACUGAGAAAUUUGAACAAGAGAAAUACACUCUUCAGAGAGAAAUUGAACUCAAGAACCGAAUGUUGGAAAGCUUGAAUUUUGAGUGUGAUUCCCUUAAACAGCAGCAAAAUGUGCAACUGGAUAAACAGAAAGAGCAGCUUGACAGAGCCUAUGGACAAGAAAUCAGUGACCUUAAAAACAAGUUGGAGAACCUGAAAGCAGAACUGGAUGAAACCAGGCUGUCAGAGAAACAACUGAGACAAAAAGUGGAGCAUCAGAAGGAAAUAAUUGCUGCCAAAUCAGAAGAACUGCACCUGAUGUCUGAGCGUGUGCAUGAGACCAUGUCUUCAGAAAUGCUCAACCUGCAGAUAGAGCUCACUGAACUCCAGAGUCAGAGGGCCAAUGAUGAAGAAAAGCUGAAUGAGCUGAAGUGCAGCAAAGAACAGUUAGAGCUUGUGAACAGCAACUUACGGAACCAGCUGGAGCGGCUGCAGGGGGAAAAGGAGGAGAGGGAGAAAGAAGUUGUUUUUUACAGUAAUGCAUUAGAGAAAGCUCGUGAGGCUAAUCAGGAGCUUCAGGUUCAGCUGGAUCACGCAGUGCAGCAAUCUUUGGACCCUACAAGUAAAGGCAAUUCUCUCUUUGCUGAGGUGGAGGACCGUAGGGCAGAAAUGGAACGACAGCUGAUCAGUGUGAAAGUAAAAUAUCAGUCCCUACAAAAACAGCAUGCAUUCAGUAGAGAACAAUUGCAAAGAAUGAAGCUGCAAAUGGCUACACUGCUACAGCUGAAGGGCUCCCAGGCAGAAUUUGAUCAGCUGGAACGUUUACAGUCCAUGCUAGAGCAAAAGAAUGGUGAAAUAGAAGAUCUCCUGAUGAAAGUGAGGCAGCUAGAAAAAUUUAAGAGUUUAUAUGAGAAUAUGGAGGAGUCCAGACCUGCUAAUGGUGCAAGAGGAAGCGAUUCUGAAAAUGGUUACUAUGCAGAUUUACUGCAAAUCAAACUUGACAACUCAAACAAAGAAACUGAAACACUGAAAAAUGAACUAUCCCUGCAGAGAAUGAAAGCUCUGUAUGAAAGCCAAAGGGUCCUGGAGUUUGAAAGGAAGCUCUUCACAAAUGAGAGGCAUUUGCAGGCUUGUCAGAGUGAGAAUAUGAACCUGAGGGUUAUGCUGGAUGAGCUGAAAAUGAAAUAUGAACCUGAAGAAUUACUUAAAGGGUCAAAAAUUAAAAAGAAGAGGGAGAAAAUUCCAGUGAACACGACUUGUGAAUACUUUGACAGCAAAAAUAGUCCAGUGAAAGAAACUGCUCACACUCAGUUGCCAAGUAAGGAGGGGAAAAAGAUGAAUACCAAGAACCUGGAGCAAAGUGAUGCUUCUCCAAAAAAACAGCCUUUCCAAGCAUCCCCACUACAUACGGCUUUCCAGGCAAUACGAAACAUUGUUGAACCUGAAAGAGAAAGGAAGAGAGUUAAAAUUCAAGAUGAGAAUCGCGGCGCCUUUACUUCGAAUAGCAGAAGUGGAAACAAUUCCUUGGCUCCAGCUGUCCCCAGGUCAGUGUCAGCUUCUGUGUCUGCUCAAGGCAAUCAGCACAGACCUGCAUCUCUUUUCUUUCGCUGCAUGAACUGUGCUCUCCACUUCUUUAUCUAUUUCCUCAGUGUUGCAUGCAGUGUCAUUCCUCAGCUCCAGCUGCCCACGCUGAACCUCUCACUACCUUUUAGAAGGACUAAAGCACUGACUAAUAAGAAAGACUCUUGAAACAGUCCCUGAAGUAACUUUCCACUUGGUUGAAGAUAUUUAAGGUGUGCAGGGAGCAUGACAGCUCACUUGGUUUGCUCCAGCACCAGAAACUUUGUGUUCUUGGUCCCCUCAAAACUGCCACACAGCUGUUACAACUCGAGGUAAUAAAGGCAACUAGAAUCAUGCUCCAGUUUCAUACCUAAUUUCAGCCCUCCACAGCUUCCAGAAUUAGCUAAAAGCCUAACAAUUAAGUAAUUCUUCACCUGAAUUGUGUUAACUUUCAUUGUACAAGAUAAUAGAGAAUUAAUUAGCUAUCUGUGUUGUCAGACAGAUGACAUGUAUGGUCUGGAUGCACAAUAGCUGGAAACACAACUGCUAAAUUAAUAUGAAAUUUUCCCCCUGAACUGAGAAUUGAAGUUACGUUUUGCUAGAUGGUAAAGUAACUGAGAACAAUCAUUAUCUCCAGCUCUUUUUUUAUCAGAUGAAAAUAAUGCUGACCUUGAUUUUCUACUUUUUCAACUGAGGCUUUUUGUAUUCUGUUCAUAAUCUUUGUAAACACAUAUUCGAGUGUUUGGUGGUAGAAAAAAGUUUAGGCUAGUCCAGAUGGUUUGGGCUUGCAACUUGCUAAUAUCUGCUAGAAGAAAUAGCCAAAGUUAAUGGCAUUCAGGAGUAACUGGAUUGAUGCUUUGGCUCUGAUUACUCAAGGUUGCAUGGAUGCAAUUAACAGACUUAAGUAGCCAAACACUGCAGUUUCUUAAAACUAUGGAGGGAAUGUGGCAGAAACAGCCAUUUUAGCAGCUGUGUUAAAAUGUGAGAUUGUUAGUGAGGAGGGAAGAUCUGGAAGGUCAGAUGUGGGUGGAAGUGGAAAGGAAAGAUUGGGAUAAUUUAGUGAUGGUAUUGGGUUUUGACAAUGUCCUCCGCACAUAAAGGAACAGGUAGAAUGUAACUGAUACGAAGAGUUUUACUUACUUCCUCAUAUUGCUUUGGGAAAAGAAGAUAGAAUGUCUGCUUACAGGAAACUGCUGGAAAUAGUUUAUUGGAACUGGAGGGGGAAACCUACUGGAGAGAGGAGGAGGAGUGGAAAUUAUUUAUGGAGUUGAUACUGGAAAGCAGAGAGAGUAGAAAAAGUGGAAGAGGAAGGUGAAACCAUAGUUCGGGGGGAGGUUUCUAAUCUUGUACCCAUUGCUGUUGCUUCAAAUAAGGAACAAAACGUGAAAAAUGUUGGAAAAAUAAAAACCACAGACACAAUUAAGCUGCCACUAAACUCCAUGUAAACUGUAGGCUUUUUUCAGUGAUAGUAUGACCCUGUAAAAGGCAAAUCCAGGCAGAAUGUUCUGUUUGUUUCUGAUUGUGUUAAUGAACUACUAAAACCUCCAAUAAUGAUAUUAAGCCAACAUUAAGGAUUUACUUACCCCUGAUCUGCUAUGAUGUGCUGUAAAACAGGAAAUCAUGUUAAAAUCUGAGUAUUUGAGAAGCUGGAUUUCUAAACACUGAAAGAAUCUCUGGACUGUUCUGUGAUGGAUGUGGCUGAACCUUGGGCACAGAAAAUAUUGGCAAAUUGAUCAGGAGUGAGGACCUGAAAAGGCAGAGCUUAUGGGAGGAAGAAAUAAGGGUGGAUAAUUGUCAGUGUUUCACCUUGUGUUAACUAAAAUGUGAUGCUGCAGCUGAAAAGGCUGUUGCGGUCUCUGGGGGUUGGUUUUGUGCCUGGAAUAGUUUUUGUGCAGUAAUUAGUGGAGCUCUGACAUUGACCCAUGAAUUGUGGGAGAACAGAGCCACCAUAGCUGUGAAAGGGCUGCAAACUUCAUUUCUAGAAAGAGGUGUUUAAUUUAUCAUCUCAGCCCAGGAGGUGAUGAGGACGUGGUCAGAAGUGAUCUAUGUAUGCUUGUGGAGGUGACAAACUCCCUUGUGUGCAGAGACUUCCUUGCUAUGCUGGUGUAAGGAGGUGCAGCUGGAUAAUCUCAGCCAACACCUGUGUGCAGGGCACCUCUGUGUCCUUCCAGAGGGCUGCACCCAGCCCUGGAGCAGCUCAUUAGGUGGUGGCACUGAUCAGGUUAGGAUAUGAGAGUGUUGAGAUGACAGAUAUUUAAAUAUUCAAGUGGUGAUUAUUACUUGUCAAUACAUACUGGAAUUCUGGCAAGGCAAAGCUUAUGUGCAGAGAUAUCUUUUUAGUUUGGCCCACUAAUGGGUCAAUAAAGACACAUUUCUCUAUUGAAAUGCUUUUCUUCCCUUCUUAAACUGAAAUAACAGACUCUAGCCCUUGCUGCAUAACUUAUUUUGCAUUGAGAUUUGAGGCUGUUUGCCUGAGUUUCUUCUAAAGAAGAGCUUGAAUGUCUAAGAGGUUAUUUGCUCCCUUAAAUUAUUUAGUUGGAUUACACACACCAAAUCUACUUCACUUGGGUUUUGUCCAAUUGCCUGUGGCCAUUUGGCUCAGCAGAGAUCUGGAUAACUAAUAAUACUCUUUGGGGUUUUAGGCACAGCCCUCAGCCAGGGAAGUAAAGCUCCCCCUGAUGAAACAAGUUCAUCUUCCUUUAACAGGUAGAAGGAGCCCCAGUUAUAUCUGUUUUGGAGUCUGUAGAGUCAGAGCUUGAAUCAUGUCAUAAUUUCCCCAGCAUCUGCUUGAAGUGUUUAACCAUUGUCUGUUCUUUCUGCUCCAUUCCCUGUGCUGACACCUGAACCAGGACAGUGCUCUAAGGGCUGCUCCUGAGGGCUCUGGGGUGAACCUCAGCUUGCUGCCAGCUGCACAUCUGCUCCUUCCUCUCUUCCACAGCACAAAUGAGGGCUUUGGAUGGAAAAAGUUUGUGAGUAAAGGUGGCAGAGGUCAGCAGGUCAUGGGCAAACCAGACUUGGGGAGGAUUAACUCCUUGCCAGCUAAAGACAGUGGGGCAGUGAGAAAGAAAGAAAAUUGCCCCAGCCCUUCCUCCCAGGCUCAGCUUAACUCCCUCAGUCCUGGCUUGUAUAUCCUCCUCCCCAGGAGGCACAGGUGAAUGUGGUUGUCAGAGUUGUUACAUUAUGUGCUAAGAGAAUUAUGUAAUACUGUAAAAAGGGCAAUAUCUUGUAUAAAUCCAGUUGUGCUGCUUUGAGACAAUUUAAGUGAAUGUGGUUUUUAUUUAUUGUUCUGGUUUGAGUUUUCUGCUUGUUUGUAGGGACUCUGUUGGCAAUUUUGGCCACUAGAGUAGUGGUUUUGGUGGCCUUGGAUGGGGGUUGUUUAAGACAGAAGAGUGGGAGAGACAAAUGAAGGGAGCAGGUUCAUGGACAGAAAGUCUCCAUCCCCAGCUGCAGCUGCUGGGGGAGUGCAAACCACAUGAUGGCUACUGAGAACACUUUUUUUCUAUGCUAGCUGUAACCACAUAAUGAUUUGUCAGCUCAAAAUGAAGGUGAGCAGGGACAGAAGGUGCUCAGCCAUCAGUUACAGAUGUGGGCUUAAUACAAAGCACAUGGUGGAGCAAGCCCUGGUCUGGAGGAGGAGCACAGCAGAGCCUGUUGAGACGGUGCUUAUAGGGAAUAACGAGCACAUGGCCUGCAGUGCAUCACAGUUUGACAGCAGUUUGAAUCUGUUGCUGAAUUUCCCCAAAUUUUUUGGUUACAACUCUUUUCAUAGCCCUCAUGUUCAGCUGCACCUUUCUGUAUUGCAAAUAAGUCUCUAACAACUGAGUAGCAGCUAUUUGUGUUGGGGAAAAACAUCACUGAAAGCAGCUGUCCAUGGUGUAGGGUGCUCACUGAGGGCUCCUGAGACCACUAAAAAUCCACAAGGUCAGCAGAGAAUUACUUUAAUGCAUGUGCUGAUAAACAUGGGCAGAGUUUGUGUUGCUAUAUAAAGUGGUAUUUAAUUUGGAACUUAAUUUUCCAUAAUAUCUUUCUUUGUGAAAGCAAUAAUGUGUAACAGUCAAUGGGCUGUGGGUGAUUUGAUUGGGUAAAAUAUCACUAUUCAUCAGUUGUUCUAAUGGCAAGUUUGCAUGUUCAUUAAGUUCUAAACAAGAUUUGGGCAUCUGAGCACAAUCUGUUUUAAUUUCAGAAUUAUCUUUUUAACAGCAAUGAGGCAGUUUUAUCCACGUUUACAUUGAUAGCAGACUUAAAACCUGUCAGUGGACAAACUAUAUAAUUUAGAGCCUGAAAAGAAAUCUUCCCCCAACUUGACAUUCAAGCACUAAGCUGAAGGCCUUAGUAGUAUAGAAUGAAGUUGAAAGGAGCAUUUUAAGGGUAGGUUUUUUGGUGGUGUAGAAGCAAGAAGCUUGAUUUCAUCCCAUUUGCAUGAUGUUGCUCAUACUUUUCUCCUGGAGUUGUGCUUUUGGGGUCUUGGUCUCUUUUCUGUGGUGUUUCUGAAGGCUGAUCUCAGCCACUUCACAUAUCCAAUAACCUUUCUUACCAAACAUUUCAGCAGCUGAGGUGUGGGGGGAGGCUUUAGGUGAUGAAAUGUGAUUAGGACUGAUAUAAAAAUGCUUUGGUUUAGUCUCAUUUUCGUCUUAAACUCUGCUUGCUCUGUCUCUGUAUAUGGAUGGUCUUGUUGAUUUUGCCUAAAAUUCUUAUUUUAGUCCUGGUUUAUGUAACU